Paramecium octaurelia is the source of this 1267-nucleotide messenger RNA. NCBI's taxonomy places the organism in Eukaryota, Ciliophora, Oligohymenophorea, Peniculida, Parameciidae. The record is from the annotation of a GenBank genome assembly.
AUGGAAGGAGGAUUCAUAAAUUUAAUCGAAGAUGGCGGAGUUAAGAAAAGAAUCCUUUAAGAAGGUUAAGGAGAGAUGCCUAUAGAUGGAUCUAGAUGCAAAAUUUUGUUUAAAGGAACUUUGGAUGAUGGAACCAUAUUUGAUUCUUCAUUAGACAAAGAGAGACCCUAUAAAGUCAGAAUUGGAAAUGAAAUAUUAAUUAAAGGAUUUGACAUUGCUUUAAAGUCGAUGAAAGUUGGAGAAAAGGCCGAAUUGAAAAUCACUCCAAAUUAUGGAUACGGUAAUGAAGGAGAUUAAUAUAAAAAUGUUCCAAAAAAUGCUAAUCUCACUUAUGAGAUAGAAUUACUCAAUUUCAAAGAUGGUAAAAAGUAGAAAUGGUAAACCAAAUAAAUACUUAUUUAGGGAAUUGACUAUUGAGGAAAAGCAGCAGGAAGCUAUGAAUAAACGAACUAAAGGAACAGCACUCUUUAAGCAACAAAAUUAUAAAGAAGCCUAAAAGAUUUACAAGAAAGCUCUCUCUUAUUGUACUCUAACUACUGCAGAAGGCAAUGAGUUAAAAGCAAGUUUAUAGCUUAAUCUAUCAAUUUGCUCUUAUUAAUUAGAAUAAUAUAAAGAUUCAAUUGACUAUGCUAAGAAAGCCCUUGAUCUAAAGACUAAUCAAUAAUAAAAAUUAAAAGCCUUGUAUCGAAAAGCCCUUGCUAACAUUAAAACUAAUGAAUUGGAUGAAGCUUUAGCUGAUUUAAAAGAUGCUUUAAAAAUAGAUUCUACAAACUCUGCUGUGAUUGAAGAAUUAUCAAAGGUGAAGUAAUUACUAAAGGGAACAAAGAUGAAAGAAAAGGAAAUUUAUUCUAAACUGUUCUAACAAUAACUGUAUGAUGAAUCUGAAAUUGAACCCAAGGAAAUCGAAAUAAAGGAUGCUAAAUCUGAAUGCUCAAGUCUUUGUGAUCCAAAUGAAAAAAUAGAAGAAGAAAACCAAACUAAACCAACAGAUGAAAAUUUAGAAGUCUAAAAACUAAAAACAGAUAAUAAUGAUAAUUGUAGAAUUAUCAGCGAAGAAUAAGCACCUGUUUGAAUCUUGAUGAAAAUUUAAUUUUAUUUUGCUAUAGCAUUAUUUCUAAAAUGUAGAACGAGUCUAUUUAUAAUGAUUAGAAGUACUCAAAAACUGUUUUAUUAUUUAUGAUAUUAUGAUUAGAUAUUAAGAAGUUUGUUACCUUAGAUGGGAUUAUUGCAUAUUUUUUGUAAAAAUUUAUAACUUUAGAAACUGUUA